This is a messenger RNA of Pteropus alecto (black flying fox), 1534 nucleotides long. RefSeq names its product signal-regulatory protein beta-1. The record is from RefSeq and is a predicted model, not a curated record. Gene Ontology annotation, biological process: positive regulation of T cell activation; positive regulation of phagocytosis. Gene Ontology annotation, cellular component: plasma membrane. The transcript has 4 exons. Bases 14 to 1144 code for a protein of 376 amino acids. NCBI's taxonomy places the organism in Eukaryota, Metazoa, Chordata, Mammalia, Chiroptera, Pteropodidae.
UCAGGCAUCCAGGAUGUCUGUCCCUGCCUCCUGGACCCACCCUCCUCCUUGCCUGCUGCUGAUUCUACUGCUGGGACUCACAGGAGAGGCUGCUGAGAAGGAGCUGCAGGUGAUUCAGCCUGACAAGUUGGUGUCAGUCGCAGCUGGAGAGACGGCCACUCUGAACUGCACCCUGACCUCCCUGUACCCCGUGGGGCCCAUCCAGUGGUUCAGGGGGACAGCGCCAGGCCGGGAGUUAAUCUACAGUUUCAGAGGAGGUCACUUUCCCCGAAUAACAUCUGCUGCAGACACCACAAAGAGAAACACCACGGACUAUUCCAUCCGCAUCAGUAACAUCACCCCAGCAGACACCGGGACCUACUACUGUGUGAAGUUCCGGAGAGAAGACACUGUCGUCAUGCCGUUUAUGUCUGGUCCUGGCACUCAGCUCAUUGUGAGUGCCAAACCCUCUCCCCCCGUGGUAUCGGGCCCCACAAUGAGGGCGCAGCCUGGGCAGACAGUGAGCUUCACCUGCAAAUCCCACGGCUUCUCCCCCAGAAACAUCAUCCUGAAAUGGUUCAAAGAUGGAAAUGAGCUCCCAGCCUCCCAGACCACCGUGGACCCAGAGGGAGACAGCGCUUCCUACAGCCUCUCCAGCACAGCCAAGGUGUCGUUGGUCCCGGGGGAUGUUCGCUCCCAAGUCAUCUGCCAGGUGGACCAUGUCACCCUGCAGGGGGGCCCUCCUCUUCGUGGGACUGCCAACCUGUCUGAGACCAUCCGAGUUCCGCCCACCGUGGAUGUUACCCAACACCCCUUGUCAGAGAACCAGGUGAACAUCACCUGUCAGGCGAAGAAGUUCUACCCCCAGCGCCUACAGCUGACCUGGUUGGAGAAUGGGAACGUGUCCCGAACAGAAACAGCCUCGGCCCCCACAGAGAAUAAGGACGGAACCUUUAACCGGAUGAGCUGGCUCUUGGUGAAUUUAUCUGCCCAUAGGGAGAAUGUGAUGCUCACCUGCCAGGUGGAGCACGAUGGGCAGCCAGCAGUCACCAAAAACCAUACCGUGGAGGUCUCUGCUCACCAGAAGAACCAAAGCACAAAUGGACCCCCUGGUGAGGCUUCCACUACACUGACCCAGCUUUUUAAAUUUUAUCUUUAUUUUUAAUGUUAAAAGUAGUAAUUCAUGCUUAUUGUAGAAUGGUCUAGAAGUCUAUAGAUAGAACGCAGAAGCUCAAAGUGAGCUCCCAUCCCCCAAAUCCCACACUCCAAGAGUGGCCACAGGUAGAAGUUUGGUACACAUUUUUAUAGAUUUUUGACAUCAAUACACAUUCAAGACAGAGAGAAGGGAGGAGGGAGAUGAUCUGUUCACAGCGUCCUGCCUCGUGCUUUCUUCACCAGCUACUGCGUUCACCGUUCCAUGUCUGCCCCACCCGCCUCCUUGCUCUUUCUAACCGCUUCCUAGUGUCCCUGGCUGCCACUGCAAGCCUGUCCCACUGGGAAUGGGGCAGGGGUUGGAAAUGGGGCAGGGGCUUCAGGAUGUUUGUACUUUUCUAGU